This is a messenger RNA of Carlito syrichta (Philippine tarsier), 1601 nucleotides long. RefSeq names its product neurocan core protein-like. The record is from RefSeq and is a predicted model, not a curated record. Lineage: Eukaryota; Metazoa; Chordata; Mammalia; Primates; Tarsiidae. The transcript is spliced from 4 exons. Bases 147 to 554 code for a protein of 135 amino acids.
UCGGGCAGGAGAACACCUGGAUCGGUCUGAAUGACAGGAUCGUGGAGAGGGACUUCCAGUGGACGGACAACACGGGGCUGCAAUACGAGAACUGGAGGGAGAACCAGCCAGACAAUUUCUUCGCGGGUGGUGAGGACUGUGUGGUGAUGGUGGCACAUGAGAGUGGGCGCUGGAAUGACGUUCCCUGCAACUACAACCUCCCCUAUGUCUGCAAGAAGGGCACAGUGCUGUGUGGUCCCCCUCCAGCCGUGGAGAAUGCCUCACUUGUGGGUGCCCGCAAGGCCAAGUACAAUGUUCAUGCCACUGUCCGCUACCAGUGUGAGGAAGGAUUUACUCAGCACCACGUGGCCACUGUCCGGUGCCGGAGCAAUGGCAAAUGGGACAGACCCCAGAUUGUCUGCACCAAACCCAGACGGUCACAUCGGAUGCGACGACACCAUCGCCACCACCAACACCACCACCAGCAUCACCACCACAAGUCGCACAAGGAGCGCAGAAAACACAAGAAACACCCCACGGAGGACUGGGAGAAGGACGAAGGGAAUUUCUGCUGAAGAACCAGGCAAAAGAAAGCACAGCCCCCUUCCCGCACCUCCUCUGGAGCCUUCACCUGGGAAGACGGAGCCCAGAGAGAAACGAGAAGGCCCAGAAGCCCCCAAACCCCCAGCUACCCCCCCCCCCCGGGCUCCUUUGUAAAAAAGCCCCUCUCUCCUCUUUCUUACAUUCACAAGGUCCUCUUGGCAGGUGUAGUCAUGUGUCUGAAAAGUCCAUUCUUGUCAGGGUGAGCUCUGGGAGCGUCUCCCAGCUGAGGGAAGCACAAAAUCAGCAAAGAUUCUUCUUUGCACUGAUCUAGUCUUGUUUGUCAGGCUGAUAGAAAUGAGGCUUUGAGGAGAGUGAAAGAGCGUAUGUUUGGAUUUACACUUAAGGAAUUACUCUUCAUACUAGAGAUUCAGGUUUAGUCAGUAUCAGUUGUCCUAAAUCCAGGAUAAAGCCUUUAGUUGCAGUCAUUGGCUUUGGGAGAAGGCUAAACAGAAGCACACAGCUUGAGCUUGGCCUCGGCUCUUCCUGCCCCCUGGAUUUCAGCCCAAGUUCAGCCUCUGGCUUUGGUGGGUACACAUAGGGUGGAACUUCCAUGUACUGUAGGAAUGUUUCUAGAAUAACCUCCCUCUGUGCCCUCAGAGUUAGGGGUGAGAAUAGGCAGAGCCAUAUGUAGGUGACAGAGGGAAACUAUAUUGCUAACCCUCUCAGGUCUAGUCCAGCACUGAGAUUUGGGAUUUCUGCACGUGUGAUGAAUCUUUCUCACACACGAAUGAGGAUUUUUAUAGGGCUAGAUGAGCCUGGAUUGAUUCCCCCACCAUCUCUCAGGGAGACAAAGAACCUCCUUCCUGGACCAAGGAGGUGCCAAGUUUUCUAGCCCAGUGCCCACACCCAUCCCUCAAACAGACAUUGGGAGUACCCCUGCCCUGGGUUCCACCCUUGCCCCCCCCACACCUGUCUCCAGCCAUUGCCUGGUGGACUAGAAAUACUUAAAACUUGAAUUAAUGACACCUACCUGCUGUCAUAUGGUACACAGAUGAGCAGUGGUAAAAUGUAAACACGUU